AUGCCGCCUCCUCUGGGUACUCUUGUCCAUUCCCUCGGCCAUAACUGGCUGGGCAAGGCAGACAUCGCCGUUCAGACGAUACUUCUGGCGGCUGCUUUGGUAGCUGUCGGGUUACGACUAUGGUCUCGCCGCCUACAGCGAGUAUCGCUGCGGGGAAACGAUUGGCUGCUUUUAGCCGGAGUGGUCGUCAUGGUCGGUCGCUAUACUGUAGAACUUUCUUUGAUCUUACUGUGUGGAUUGGGACUCCAUGCUUCGGAGGUGAACAGUAUUGGGGGCCCCGAAGCCUUCGUGCGAUUCGAUGAGCUUACAUAUGCCGGCGACCUACUUUGGAUCACGGUUGUUGCCUUGGUCCAAUUAUCGAUUCUGGAUUACUACCUCUGUAGAUUCCAGCAUCGCAUUAUCAUGUGGUUAAUUUAUGGACUGCUUGGCCUCUGCUCGGCACUAUGGAUAGCCAGUGUUUUCGCUACGGCAUUUUUCUGUUCGCCACCCAAAAAGAUAUGGCUGCCUGACACAGACGGUCAUUGUGGUAAUCGGAAACUGCUUCACACCAGUUGUUCUGUGACCACCGUCAUCCUUAACGGACUGAUCCUCUUACUUCCCUUGCCGAUGAUACGACACAUGCAGAUGUCGCGAGCCAGAAAAAUCGCUGUCUGCGGUAUUUAUGUUUUAGGUCUUGUAAUCCUUGGCGUUUCUAUAUCUCGAAUAAUUGUCGAGUUCAAACUCAACCCUGAAGAUCCAACCUACGGAUCUACCCGCAAAUCUUUACUUUCGAGUAUCAUCCCCUUGCUAGGUAUUAUUGUUGCUUGCCUGCCGAUCAUACCUCCCGCUAUCGAGAAAUUAUCUGGAAGUACGCUAUUCUCUUCCACCGCAGACGGCCACACUCCUGUUUCCCCGGGGUACUGGAAGACAACUGUCUUGUCAGGCGCACAGAUGGAGGAGCCUGAAAUACCGCUGGUGACAGUGGCCAUGCCUCCCAUGGCUAAAAAACUAAGUGAGCUGGCUCACGGACAGAUUAAAAUUACUUCUGACUGGGAGAUUCACUCUACACGAAAUUCCGCUCGGCUUGAUCGGGAUUCGGUACGUCGGGGCUGA
This is a messenger RNA of Penicillium macrosclerotiorum, 1092 nucleotides long. RefSeq lists its product as uncharacterized. Bases 1 to 1092 code for a protein of 363 amino acids. The record is from RefSeq and is a predicted model, not a curated record. NCBI's taxonomy places the organism in Eukaryota, Fungi, Ascomycota, Eurotiomycetes, Eurotiales, Aspergillaceae. The transcript is spliced from 4 exons.